GUGAAAGAGAGCAACUACCGCGGCCACGGCGACAGCGUGGAUCAGCUCUGCUGGCACCCCAGCAACCCCGACCUCUUCGUCACGGCCUCCGGCGACAAAACCAUCCGCAUCUGGGACGUCCGCACCACCAAGUGCAUCGCCACCGUCAACACCAAAGGGGAGAACAUAAACAUCUGUUGGAGUCCUGAUGGCCAGACCAUUGCAGUAGGGAACAAGGAUGACGUUGUCACCUUCAUUGAUGCCAAGACACAUCGCUCCAAAGCUGAGGAGCAGUUCAAGUUUGAGGUGAAUGAGAUCUCCUGGAACAAUGACAACAACAUGUUCUUCCUCACUAAUGGGAACGGCUGCAUCAAUAUUCUCAGCUUCCCAGAGCUGAAACCCAUUCAGUCCAUCAACGCCCAUCCUUCAAACUGCAUCUGCAUCAAGUUUGAUCCCAUGGGGAAGUACUUUGCCACAGGCAGUGCCGAUGCACUCGUGAGCCUCUGGGAUGUGGAUGAGUUGGUGUGUGUGAGGUGCUUCUCAAGGCUUGACUGGCCUGUGCGAACGCUGAGCUUUAGCCAUGAUGGGAAGAUGCUGGCGUCGGCAUCAGAAGAUCACUUCAUUGACAUUGCGGAAGUGGAGACAGGAGAGAAGCUUUGGGAGGUGCAGUGCGAGUCCCCCACCUUCACAGUGGCCUGGCACCCGAAGAGGCCUCUGCUGGCCUUCGCCUGUGACGACAAAGAUGGCAAAUAUGACAGCAGCCGGGAGGCGGGCACUGUCAAGCUCUUCGGGCUCCCCAAUGACUCCUAGUGGAACUGCAACAGGCAGCAGGGUAGACCACCAGGAGAGGCAACACUUCCCUGCUGUCGGGGAUGGGAGAACGCUUGGUUAACCUAGGAUGGGGGAAGGAGAUCAGUCCCCUCCGUACCUGCUUGGCAGUAUGGUGAUCCUUGGCUCAGCUCUGUGCAUCCUGCUCUUGGGAGCCUUUGUAAAAAGCAGCCUGUGUGCUGGUGAGGACGGUGGGGGAUGCUCGCAGAGCCCCCCUGCUGGUCUCCAGGGAACGGAGGCCCAUUGCAAAGGCAAGUGGCCAAAGAAGGUCUGUCACUGAAUGCCCCUGCUGAGAGGCCUCCUCCGGGGAGGAGCUCAGCUGAGUGGAGGCUGCUGUGGCCAGACUCCCUGGCAGGGAUAAGUUACGUGACCAUGCCCUUCUCUCUUCCUCUGGGCCCCUGUGGCGCGGGCAACCCUGGGAGCACAGCCAGCUCUGUAGCUGCAGCCUGCCGCUUCCCCUCCAGAUGUCCUAUACGUUCCCCGCCCUGGAGCAGCAGAGGGGCAGUGUGGUGGGGCUGUGA
Messenger RNA from Struthio camelus australis, 1328 nucleotides. The record is from RefSeq and is a predicted model, not a curated record. Lineage: Eukaryota; Metazoa; Chordata; Aves; Struthioniformes; Struthionidae.